GUGCGCUGGUGAUUGGCAGGCCUCAUAUCUCUUGACCGCAUUUGCUCCUUUUGAUCAUCAGCUUCCUGAAGGUCUACAUUCUGGUGAAACCCCGUGAGAGGAAGAGAUCCUCUCACAGGUACCAUGGGUGCCUGCGUGUCUACAACCAGAAGGCGGAGGCCGCAGAGAUUGCGCUACAUACAUCGCCGCUACCGUGGAAAGGUUUCGAGGAACACGCCUGCCGUACGCCCCAGCGAUGCAGGGAGCUGUCCUGCUUCGGGAGAAGUUGUCUCGAAUGUAACAUUCCAUCUCACACAGUUGCAGUGGCAUCACAGUGAGCUAGACUCAGAGAAUGGAAACGUUGUGUGUGAAGAAGAAGCAUGGUUUGAUUCUGUCAGUAUUUUGGAGUCUGAUUCUGAUGAAGACUUCAGCAGUGUCAACGGAGACUUGCCUGCCAUAUCGAGUGCAGGAAUGACACAAUUGUUGCAGUGUGAAGAUGCUUCCUGCAUUGCUGAUUGCAUACAGAAGUUUGAGAAGAUUUUCGACGGUUCAUCUGUUGCUCAAGCUGUUGGACAGUACCUAACAAGAGAUGCAAACAACAUGGAUAAAUCAAGCCAACCCGGUGUUCAGGAAGCAGAGAGGCUUAAAAUCGCAAGCUCGGAAGCAUCCGAUGUCUUCAGCGCAAAGAUGGAGGAAGCAAAGGCAAGAAAUGAGGGCGGCGUAAAAAUGCUGACGAAACUUAGAAGAGGCGAGGAGGGCAAUGCCUUGAAGUCUUUCAAAGAUGGAGAAAAAUGUCAUGAAAGUAUCUUCAAAAGUUUGACACCGGUGUGCACGCCUCGGCAUGCUAAUAAGGUCCAGCCGUUGGGAGUAGCGAGCCCGCGGGGCCAAAAGAAGAAGUCAGGAGUUGUCAGGCUCUCUUUCACCAGAAAAUCUUUUGAUGGAGAGCAAACUACUGAAAUAUGCUCUUCUAGGAGGUACUUGAUCCGUCCAAGAGCCGGACUAUUGAUUCCUCAAGCCAGCGAGAAAGUAUUGGAAGGUUGUUGGUCCAUUCUUGAGCCUUCAAACUUCAAGCUACGCGGAGAAACCUUUUUCAGAGACAAAAAGAAGUCAGCUGCCCCAUCAAGUUGUCCAUACAGUCCGAUUGGUGUGGACAUGUUCAUGUCGCAAAGGAAAAUACAUCACAUUGCCCAGCAUAUUGAGCUUCCAUCUAUACAGCCAAGCGAGAAAAUUCCUUCCUUACUUAUUGUAAAUAUUCAGAUGCCUACAUAUCCAACUGCUAUCUUCCUUGGUGACAGCGACGGUGAAGGGAUUAAUCUAGUAUUGUAUUUCAAACUGAAUGAAAACUUCGAGAAAGAGAUUUCUCCUCAGUUUUAUGAGAGUAUCAAGAGACUUGUAAGUGAUGAGAUAGAGAAGGUCAAGGGGUUUCCAUUAGAUUCAACUGUACCUUACAGAGAAAGAUUGAAAAUAUUGACAGGGUUGGUUAACCCGGACGAUAUGAAUCUGAGUUCUGCAGAGAGAAAACUUGUGCAGGCUUAUAAUGAAAAGCCAGUUCUGUCACGGCCUCAACACAACUUUUAUGUGGGAUCAAAUUACUUGGAGAUCGACCUUGAUGUGCACCGGUUUAGCUUCAUAUCAAGGAAAGGGCUUGAAGCGUUUCGAGAACGGCUGAAACACGGUGUAAUUGAUCUAGGUCUCACCAUACAGGCUCAGAAGCAAGAAGAACUCCCUGAAAAUGUCCUGUGCAGUGUAAGGCUAAACCGGCUUGAUUUCGUCGAUCAUGGGCAGAUACCAACACUCCUUUGCGACGAAGAUUGACACUUCUUGCAUCUAAGUUAAACCUGAAGUUUCAGUCAGGACCUCAAGACGGAUGCCUGGGGCUUACAAGUUCUGACCCUUGAAGCUUGAUGAGCUUGCUUUUGCUGUGUGGGCUUGGAACUUAAGGGUUGCGUCGCUCUGCAAAUAGACCAACAGCUCCACCGCAAAGUUGUGUACAAACCUGCAUAUAUAGUCAAGUUCUUUGGCAAUCUGGGUUUGUGAGAUGAAUUUUACGCGAAAUCUGUGAGCUCCGCGAUUCAGGAAUUGA
Messenger RNA from Lolium rigidum, 2062 nucleotides. RefSeq lists its product as uncharacterized. NCBI's taxonomy places the organism in Eukaryota, Viridiplantae, Streptophyta, Magnoliopsida, Poales, Poaceae. The transcript has 10 exons. Bases 124 to 1794 code for a protein of 556 amino acids. The record is from RefSeq and is a predicted model, not a curated record.